Messenger RNA from Cylindrotheca closterium, 384 nucleotides. Lineage: Eukaryota; Bacillariophyta; Bacillariophyceae; Bacillariales; Bacillariaceae. The record is from the annotation of a GenBank genome assembly.
AUGGGCCGAAACUGGAAACGGAAUCAAAAGAACAAAUACAACCGAGGUGGGAAAAAGCCGAAGCCUGCAGAUCCUUCAAAAUAUGGGGAACAUAAAGACCCGUACAAACUGAUCUCAGGUGGAAACUACAAACUCGAGGCCUAUUAUGCCUAUCAAGAUAUCCACCAACAGGUAUUCGAUAGUCAAAGCAAUGAUUUCUUGGAAUGUCGAAGUGAUGAACAAAAGGAAGAGGAGAGAGUCAAAUGGCUGGAGAGUAUGAAAUCGAUUUUGCCCGCUUCGUUUAGAAUUGGACGUGAUGUUGAUGUUGUCCUCCGUGACCGACUUAAAAAGGAGCUUGAGUUUCGUCGUUUCCCGCUCAUAUUUACCUUCUCGAUCAUGGAUUGA